UUGGGGCGGUGGCCGCGCGUCCCAGACCCCAGCGGUUGUGCAGAGAUGGCCGGGCCAGGCGGCUCAGGGGGCCCGAUUGGGGCCGGAGCCCUGGUAGGCGGCGUGCGGUCCAAAGUGGCCCCAAACGUAGACUUUGAUCACAGUUGUUCGGACAGCGUUGAGUACCUGACGCUUAAUUUUGGGCCCUUCGAGACUGUGCAUCGUUGGCGCCGCCUCCCGCCCUGCGAUGAGUUCGUGGGCGCUAGGCGCAGCAAGCACACCGUGGUAGCUUAUAAAGAUGCCAUCUAUGUUUUUGGAGGAGACAACGGGAAGACGAUGCUGAAUGACCUGCUACGCUUCGACGUGAAGGACUGCUCCUGGUGCAGGGCUUUCACAACUGGGACGCCACCAGCUCCCCGCUACCACCACUCGGCCGUCGUCUAUGGGAGCAGCAUGUUCGUCUUCGGGGGCUACACCGGAGACAUUUACUCGAAUUCCAACUUGAAAAAUAAAAACGACCUGUUUGAAUACAAGUUUGCAACUGGCCAGUGGACGGAGUGGAAGAUUGAAGGACGGUUGCCAGUUGCCAGGUCCGCACAUGGCGCCACCGUGUACAAUGACAAGCUCUGGAUCUUCGCCGGCUAUGACGGCAACGCCAGAUUGAACGACAUGUGGACCGUCGGCCUCCAGGACCGGGAGCUCACAUGCUGGGAGGAGGUGGCCCAGAGUGGCGAGAUCCCCCCUUCCUGCUGUAACUUCCCUGUGGCCGUGUGUCGAGACAAGAUGUUCGUGUUCUCGGGCCAGAGCGGGGCCAAGAUCACCAACAACCUCUUCCAGUUUGAGUUCAAGGACAAGACGUGGACUCGGAUCCCCACAGAACACCUGCUCCGGGGCUCCCCGCCGCCCCCACAGCGGCGCUACGGGCAUACCAUGGUGGCCUUCGACCGCCACCUCUAUGUGUUCGGGGGCGCAGCCGACAACAAGCUGCCCAACGAGCUGCACUGCUAUGAUGUGGACUUCCAGACCUGGGAGGUGGUGCAGCCCAGCUCGGACAGCGAGGUUGGCGGGUCGGAGUUGCCAGACCGAGCGUCUGCCUCUGAGGAGGCCUCAGCCCUGGCUCCCGAGGAGCGGGGCGGCUUUAAGAAGUCCCGGGAUGUGUUCGGCCUGGACUUUGGCCCUAUGACAGCCAAGCAGCCCACCCAGCCUGCCUCGGAGCUGCCCAGCGGGAGGCUCUUCCACGCGGCCGCCGUCAUCUCUGAUGCCAUGUACAUCUUCGGGGGCACCAUGGACAACAACAUCCGCAGCGGGGAGAUGUACAGGUUCCAGUUUUCUUGUUACCCCAAGUGCACGCUGCAUGAGGACUAUGGGCGACUGUGGGAGAGCCGCCAGUUCUGCGACGUGGAGUUCGUCCUGGGUGAGAAGGAGGAGUGCGUGCAGGGCCACGUGGCCAUCGUCACGGCCCGGAGCCGCUGGCUGCGCAGGAAGAUUGCGCAGGCUCGAGAGAGGCUGGCCCAGAAGCUGGAGGAGGAAGCCGCCCUGGGCCCGGGGGAGGCUGCUGGCGGGGUCGCGGGGGUCGGCCGGCCCCCGCUGCUGCCUGUGGCCAUCCCGGAGGCCGAGGCCCGGCCCUUCGAGGUGCUCAUGCAGUUCCUCUACACCGACAAGAUCCAGUACCCGCGCAAAGGUCACGUGGAGGACGUGCUGCUCAUCAUGGACGUGUACAAGCUGGCCCUGGGUUUCCAGCUGUGCCGGCUGGAGCAGCUGUGCCGGCAGUACAUCGAGGCCUCCGUGGACCUGCAGAACGUGCUGCUUGUGUGCGAGAGCGCCGCCAGGUUGCAGCUGGGCCAGCUGAAGGAGCACUGCCUGAACUUCGUGGUGAAGGAGUCCCACUUCAACCAGGUGAUCAUGAUGAAGGAGUUCGAGGGCCUCUCGUCCCCACUCAUUGUGGAGAUCGUGCGGCGGAAGCAGCAGGCACCCUCGCGUACCCCUUCAGAUCAGCCUGUGGACAUUGGAACAUCACUGAUCCAGGACAUGAAGGCCUACUUGGAGGGGGCGGGGGCGGAGUUCUGUGACAUCACGCUGCUGCUGGAUGGGUCCCCGAGGCCAGCCCAUAAGGCCAUCCUGGCUGCCCGCUCCAGCUACUUUGAGGCCAUGUUCCGCUCCUUCAUGCCCGAGGACGGGCAGGUGAACAUCUCCAUCGGGGAGAUGGUGCCCAGCAGGCAGGCCUUCGAGUCAAUGCUGCGCUACAUCUACUACGGCGAGGUCAACAUGCCGCCCGAGGACUCUCUCUACUUGUUUGCUGCUCCAUACUACUACGGCUUCUACAACAACCGGCUGCAGGCUUACUGCAAGCAGAACCUGGAGAUGAACGUGACGGUGGAGAAUGUGCUGCAGAUCCUGGAGGCCGCCGACAAGACGCAGGCACUGGACAUGAAGCGCCACUGCCUACAUAUCAUCGUGCACCAGUUCACCAAGGUCUCCAAGCUGCCCACACUACGGUUGCUGAGCCAGCAAUUGCUGAUUGACAUCCUUGACUCCUUGGCCUCUCACAUCUCUGACAAGCAGUGUGCAGAGCUGGGCGCAGACAUCUGAGGCCCCCACGAGGCAGGCACUAGCCGAUGGGGCAAGAGUGGCCCAGAGACCCCGAAGAGAGCUGAGGGGUGUGUGUGUGUGUGUGUGUGUG
Molecule: messenger RNA, 2659 nt
Organism: Echinops telfairi (small Madagascar hedgehog)
Lineage: Eukaryota; Metazoa; Chordata; Mammalia; Afrosoricida; Tenrecidae
Gene: LZTR1
Product: leucine zipper like transcription regulator 1
Exons: 21
Coding region: 46-2568 (840 amino acids)
Cellular component (GO): Golgi apparatus
Molecular function (GO): protein binding
Source: RefSeq, a predicted model, not a curated record